UUAAAGAUUGUUUCGUUCGUUCGUUCGUUCGCUCAUUUUUUCAUUCAUUCAUUCAUUCAUUUUUUCAUUACUUUAAAUUUCUGAGACCGUACCAUAAUCAUUUAGCUGUAAAGUUGGGCGGGGUUUGGCUUAUGCAGUUCUUAUUUUCAAUUACCAAUGAAUAAAGAAAUUUUCAUUCGGCUAAUAAAUUGAUUGGAAUGCAAAAUGAAUCAAUGACAUAUAUCUGAUUGGCCCCAUAUGUAUGUUCACACCCCAAAAUCUUGUGAAAACAUUCCAUCAAUUAAGUUUUAUUACCCUUUAAUCAGAUUGAGAUCGAAUUGCAUGGUGUGAAAAACACAAAUGACCAUCUUUGGAUAUAUCACACAAAAACAUAUUUAAGUUAAAAUGGCGACGUUCACAGAAUUUGCGGCGCAGUGAACAGGUCACUCAGGUUUCGUGACUAUUUCAAUAUGACACAUGUUACGAUUUUCAACAAAUAUACCAAAAGAACAGUUUAGCAACAUAUCCUGAGCAUUUAUUUACUAAAAGCAUGAACGGAACGGAGUUCUGCACUACAAAAAGCGAAAAUAAGGAAAACACGAAUAGGAAGACCGAUUUCCAUCCCCUAUUUACAGGUGCAACGAGACCGGAAGUUCGCGUAUAGCAAGAACUAAUGUAUGCUAUCCAAACAUUCCACAGACAUUAACAACAACAUGAUUUAAGUCUGUAAUUGAUGAUUUAUUGGUAAAGCUGCACCAUUAUUGCGUUGAAAGCCAUUGAGAGUAUUUGAGAAACGCACCCUAUAUAGAUUAAACGCUGUCUUUUACGUUUGACGUGCGCCGCUAUUCAUACUAUUGCCAUGGUAUUUACGGCAUAUUUUUGUUGUAUGUUGAUAUUUUUCUAUGUAAGUUUGUGAAAACGUUUUAAUUAUAUGGGUUUAUUACAUAUUAAAAUCUCAAAUUCGUACCUAUUUUAUUCAGUUUUUAAACAGUCUUGUCACAGAAUAUUGGGACAACCCUUGUAUGUAUCAAAAUAAAAAUUUGAAACAAUACAUCAACACUGAAAUAAAUGCACAGCAAAUAUAACUAUAGAUCUGAAUUUGCUUUCGCAGCCUUCUCGUAUUUUUUGAAAAGUGUGCGCUAUAUUUAUUGUGCGCACUUUUCUCGCAUUUAAGUAAAACAGUCACAAAUCGUUGGGAUUUCAAUGACAAGUCAUCAAAUUAAACGCAAAUGUGUUUGUUUUCAGAGAAAUUGCUAUAUAGCUCAUACUGAAAUGAAUCAGAUAACACGAGUGUGAUAUAUAAUGUAUUCACUUAUUAUGAUGCAAAAAAGUAUAUUCAAAUGAAUGUCUGUAAUCAAAGUAAGAAAAUGCCACUCUACGUGCAUGUUAAAAUUUUUCAAUGUUUUACUAUGUAAUAGAUAGGAUAUUUACUAAAAGGAAACAGAUAUUCUUUAUUGACAUAUAUUCCUCAUAGAUAAAUAUCAUAUUAUUAUAUUCCUUAUAUUAAAUAAAUUCAUGCUGCUUUAUUUUAAGGUAACACAGAUGACAUAAUGACAAGAUUGGUUUCAGUAAUUUUGGUGUUUGUGUGUCAGAUUGGAUUAUCGAUACAGACAUGCAAUGAAUGUACAUGUUGUAAAGGAGGAAGUCAAAAAUGUGAUUCAAACAGGAAUUGUUAUGAUGGUUGUAUCGACGGUUACUAUGGUGAUAAAUGCACAACAGAGUGUCUGGAAAAUUGUAAAACUUGUUCAAAUGAUUAUGAAUGUACAGAAUGUAAACCUGGUUAUUAUACCAACAAAUGUAAUUUACAAUGUGGGAAAGGUUGUCUCAAUAAUACAUGCUCGCUUGUAUUAGGAGAUUGUUCUUGUAAAUCGACUGAUUUCAUAAACUUUAUGGGUAGAUGUGCUUCUUGCGUAGCUUUAAAGUACGGCGAUGAAUGUAACAAUACAUGUCCUAGUAACUGCGGUGCGUGUACAUCAGAUACAAAAUGUUCAUGGUGUAAAAACAAUGUUUAUUACGGAUCAUUUUGUCAACACAGAUGUUCAGUUGGCUGCGACGGUCAAAGAUGUAGUAAAUAUGAUGGAUAUUGUUCUACAGGAUGCAGACAUGGUUAUAUUGGAGACAAAUGUGAUACCUGCGAACCUGGACUUUAUGGUAGUUAUUGUGAUUUAUCUUGCCCGGAAAAUUGUUAUGCAUGUUUUUCGGCAUCAAAUUGUACCGUAUGCAAAUCUGGCUUUUAUGGGGAAACAUGUAAUAAUACAUGUUCAUUAGGCUGUUAUGGAAACUGUACAAUUGCUGAUGGCCGAUGCCUUGAAUGUAAACCGGAUUUUUUCGGAGAAUUUUGUGUCGCAUGUCAGGGUGGAACAUAUGGAGUUACUUGUUCCAAACUCUGUCGUGAUAUCGAUUUGAAUUGUCAAGGGUGCAUUUCCGAUGAAUUAGGUAUAUUUGAAAACUGUACAAAAUGUAACAUUGGGUCCUAUCUAGUAUCUCAUGUUGGACAAAGUUAUAACAGGUGUAUAAAUUGUUCAAAUGAGGGAUUAUGUGAAAGUGGAUGUGUUCGAGGAAAAUGGGGGGAUAUGUGCAAUUUUAAUUGCCAAACAAGCUGUUUAGAAUGCAGUCAAACAGAUGGAGCAUGUUUGGAAUGUACACGGGACACAUUUUUAGAUGAUUGCUCAAAAAACUGUAGCACAAAUUGCAAUGCGACCGCCAGUGAUAAAAUUUGCACAAGAGAUGCUGGGAAGUGUUUACAUGGAUGUAAAUCAAAUACUAAAUAUGGGGAAUAUUGUGAAAAUCUAUGUAGUUAUACUUGCAAAAACGAAAAAUGUGACUGGAAAACGGGACAUUGUCUAGAAGGAUGUAUUAUAAAUUAUCAUGGAUUGUUUUGUGAUAAUUUAUGUUCAACUUCAUGUCUAUCUUAUACUGGCAAACGUGUGUGUGAUGAUAUAAAAGGUCAUUGUUUAUUUGGGUGCAAAAAAGGAUUCAGUGGAAGCAUAUGUGACAAAUUAUGCAGUAGCCAAUGUAUAAAUAUAACUUGCAACCAGGUAACAGCUGAAUGCUUGUAUGGUUGUAAAGACGGAUUUAAAGGUUCGAAAUGUCUUGAAGACAGAUUUAGAGGCCCUAAAUGUGUUGAAGAUUAA
Messenger RNA from Ruditapes philippinarum (Manila clam), 3113 nucleotides. Its product is annotated as scavenger receptor class F member 1-like. Bases 1530 to 3113 code for a protein of 527 amino acids. NCBI's taxonomy places the organism in Eukaryota, Metazoa, Mollusca, Bivalvia, Venerida, Veneridae. The transcript is spliced from 3 exons. Gene Ontology annotation, molecular function: scavenger receptor activity. The record is from RefSeq and is a predicted model, not a curated record.